Molecule: messenger RNA, 1403 nt
Organism: Homarus americanus (American lobster)
Lineage: Eukaryota; Metazoa; Arthropoda; Malacostraca; Decapoda; Nephropidae
Product: actin, muscle-like
Exons: 2
Coding region: 115-1245 (376 amino acids)
Source: RefSeq, a predicted model, not a curated record
UUUCUUGGUAAGCGAGAAUACAAUGUUGGUAUAUAAGAGAGGUGAGCUGCCCGUGCUGUUUAGUGUGCUACACGCUCAGGAUACGGUUGGUCUUGUACCUAACACCACUCCAUCAUGUGUGACGACGACGUGAGUCCCCUGGUUGUGGACAAUGGCUCCGGCAUGGUCAAGGCUGGCUUCGCCGGCGACGACGCUCCCCGCGCCGUAUUCCCCUCCAUCGUCGGCCGUCCUCGUCACCAGGGUGUGAUGGUCGGUAUGGGUCAGAAGGACGCCUACGUCGGAGAUGAGGCCCAGAGCAAGCGAGGUAUCCUGACUCUCAAGUACCCCAUCGAGCACGGCAUCAUCACCAACUGGGACGACAUGGAGAAGAUCUGGCAUCACUCCUUCUACAACGAACUCCGAGUUGCCCCUGAGGAGUCCCCCGUCCUCCUCACUGAGGCUCCCCUCAACCCCAAGGCCAACCGUGAGAAGAUGACCCAGAUCAUGUUUGAGACCUUUGCUACACCCGCCAUGUACGUGGCCAUCCAGGCCGUGCUGUCCCUGUACGCCUCUGGUCGUACCACUGGUAUCGUGCUCGAUACCGGUGACGGUGUCACCCACACUGUCCCCAUCUACGAAGGUUAUUGUCUCCCCCACGCUAUCCUUCGUCUUGACCUGGCUGGCCGUGACUUGACUGCCUACCUUACAAAGAUCAUGACUGAGCGUGGUUAUUCCUUCACCACCACUGCUGAGCGAGAAAUCGUUCGUGACAUCAAGGAGAAGCUUUGCUAUGUCGCCCUCGACUUCGAGAAUGAGAUGAGCAUUGCUGCUGCAUCUUCAUCCCUCGAGAAGUCCUACGAACUUCCCGACGGUCAGGUCAUCACCAUCGGCAACGAACGUUUCCGUUGCCCCGAGUCUCUGUUCCAGCCUUCCUUCCUGGGUAUGGAAUCUGUUGGUAUCCACGAGACCGUCUUUAACUCCAUCAUGAGGUGCGACAUUGAUAUCAGGAAGGACCUGUUCGCCAACAACGUUCUUUCUGGUGGUACCACCAUGUACCCUGGUAUUGCUGACCGCAUGCAGAAGGAAAUCACUGCUCUGGCUCCCUCCACCAUCAAGAUCAAGAUCAUUGCUCCUCCAGAGCGUAAGUACUCCGUAUGGAUCGGUGGCUCCAUCCUGGCCUCUCUGUCCACCUUCCAGUCCAUGUGGAUCACCAAGGAGGAGUACGACGAGUCCGGCCCCGGCAUUGUCCACCGCAAGUGCUUCUAAGAAGUAUUUUCACUUAAUAUCAAACAAAUGUACAAUUCUUUUCACCUGUAUACUUCUCGCCUUCAUGUAUCAUUGAUAGCAUUUUGUACUGAAUACAUUUACAUGCAAUUUAAUAACGAAAACAACAAAUUGUGAAAAAUAUAUGAUUUUAAAAUGGU